UGAAUGAAAGAAAAAAACCCACUGUUUUCCAACUAAUUUAAUCCUGCUUCCUCGGUUAAGGGGAAGUCUCAGGAUCUGUCUUAUACCCAGUGGUAGGGAUUGUGUGUAAAGCCUUGUCCCAGCUGGGGUUGGGGGGUGGGCAUGAAGAAAGAGGAACUCCCUUCAGGGCCUUCCAGUCCAAAGAAAGAUUUGGUGUAAAUGCACAGGGAAACAAUUUAGUUAAAGGAGCACUGUGCUAGUGCUGGAGAAUUCAGAGCUGUUUAAAACCCAGCCUCUACCCCUGGUAGAAAAGACAAUUGCACAUCUCACUGUCAAAUUGAUAAAUUCUCUAGUAGAAGAAGGGAGGAAAAAAUUUUAAAAUGAACAGACUUUCAACAGAGAAGCAGAACAACAAUAGAAAUGGGGCAUAGAUAUUUGGAGGAGAGAAAAGAGCAUGAGAAAAAGCAUGGAGGCAUGAGGUACAAAGUGCUCAGAGAAGACUGGGAAGUUUGGUAUGACUGGACUGGAGUAAAAGAGUGGAAAGUGCAUGGAGGGGAGGGCUGGGAGACGAGAACAGGAAAGGAAAAUUGGGGCUAGCCAGUGAAGGGCCUUGAAUGACAAAGGGUUUAGCUAAAACCCAUUUAAGACUUAUAAGCAAAUAUGGUUGGAUACAGCUGCAUGGUGCUAUAAACAAUGCGGGGUGACUGGGGUGGGGGACUGGCUCCUGGGAGAAGCUGAGAAAGAGAGCUGAACAGCUUGAUUCUAGAAGGAUCUAGGCAUAAUGUUUGGUUUAGGAAACUCAUGGCCAGUGAUCUUUUUGAGGCUGCAGGUGUUCUCUCCCAAGUCUAAUAUCUGCUGAAAGUGGUUUGACCUUGGUAGGAGGCUGACAUCACAGGUGAGCAUCAGGCGAGAAGCUAAGAGAAGCAGUUCUUCAGAGAAUUAAGGAGUGCAUUGUCAGUGGGGGCCUAAGGUUCAGGGAGGGCCAUUCCAGGAACCAUCUGGCGUACAGGCUAGGCAGUGAGGAAGCUGGUUUCAAGCUAGGGAAGAUCCCAGAGGCUCAAAGACAACAUUAAGUCCCCAAUAUGAAAACAGCUGGAGGUAGGAGAGGAUGACUCACUCCUUCAUUUCUCAAACUGUUCUAUAUAGACAAUGAAACCCCACUAAGAUUCUUGCUGAUGUUGUAUAGGUGGGGAGAUUGAGGCUUAGCUGUAAUCAGGGCAGACUUCCUAGCAGGGACAGCAUACUGAAAGUCUAGAAAUAGGGGAGGGUUAUAGGGUGAAGGGUGUGUUGUCGAUGGGAUUAGGGAGGAGCAUGAAGGGACUAGUGAACUGGUUUUCCUAGGUAGGGUGGAGGGCAGGAAUUGCCACCUAUGGGCUGGUUAGGUAGGUAAACAGGUAGGUAGGUCUGGAUUAAGGGGGAAUCCUAAAAAGACCUGGCCCAAUGCAAGAUACCACCCUUUAAAGUUAUGUCAAAAUUUGCAUUGUAUCAGAAUAUAGAUGACCUUCUACAUGGUUACCUGGGACUUGAUUUUUAAUUUUGAGAUGUAUUUUAUUAUUCAAUGUUGAGAGCCCAACAGCCUCAAAAUUCCUAAAGGCCCCACGACUAAUUUAGUCUGGGGUUAAGACAUAGGAGAGUCUUAACUAGGUGGGAUGUGGAGGCUAUUACAGAUUUUUAUAGACUUUUGUUGCUUUCCAUUUCCUUGAUUAUAAAAAUCAUGGAUAUGCAUUGUAGACAGUUUUUAAAAUGCAAAUAAGUAUAAAGAGGAAAAUAAAUAUAAGCCAUAAUUCCACCACUCACUGAUAAUCAUUUGUUAUACUUUUUGAUGUGUUUGUUUUCUAUGCAUAUAUGUCACAUAAUUAGGGUCAUACUGUAUGUACAGAUUUGUGCAUCCAUUUUUUUCACCUAACUUUACAUUGUAAACAUUUUCACCUUAUUAAGAGAUUCUUCAAGAACGAUUUUUAAUGGUUGUAUUUCAUUGUAUACAUAUGACAUAAUUUAAACAUUUUCCUAUUGUUGGACCUUUAAGUUUCCAACCUUUCUAUGUGAUAAACAUUGCAGUUAUGAACAAUUUUGUGCAUAUUUUUCUUGCAGCGCUUUUUAGAAGAACAAUUUCCUGGAAGUGGAAUUACUGGAUCAGAUAAUAUGAACCUUUUUAAGACUCUUGAGUAGAUGUUGCCAAAUGGCUUUCAGAAAGAUUAUAUCAAUGUUUUUUACGACCAUCAGUAGGAUAUGUGUGUGUCGCAUCUCACUAACUACCCCCUUGCCUGCUUUAGGAUUUUUUUUUCCUUUAAUCUUUGCUAAUUUGAUGGGUAAACAUGGUAUCUCCUUGUUCUCUUUUUAGUUUUAUUGAUUCUUUGUGAGGUGAACUUUCCCCCCCCAUGUUUACGGAGGCCAUGGUUUUUUGAGUUUGUCCAGGGUGAAGAGCAGUAAGUAGACAGGGAUCAAUGGAGGCAACACCAGGUACAGGUAGAGAAUAGAGUUCAGGGUCCACAAUCCAGUCUGGGUAGGAGGGGAGGAGGCAGAGUUCAGGAAGGAAUUUGGUUGGGGUGGUGAGAACUGGGAGGAGCCGGACAAACAGCAUUAGUACAACUGGGUGUGGGGCCAAAGGGCUCCCACAAGGUGGAGACACAGGAAUAGACUAAUAGCUGCUAAUACGUUUAAUUAUGUGCAGUGACAUUAUAGGGCCUUUCUCCCACAGGUUUCCUUUAAGUAGGAUUCUCUGCCACUUGGGAGUAGGGGUUCUGGUUGUGUGGGGUAUCUGCAGUCCCCAAAAUAGCCCAGCACCCCUUCUUUAUAGACUGCAAGGUGAAUCAACCUCUGAGAGUGUCAACAGGGGACCAAGGCCAGAGCACAGCAAUGAUAUUACGGAACAUUAACUGAGUAGUAACUACAAGCCAGGCACUUAACUUAUAUUAGUUCAUUUAUCCUAACAACUACCAUAUAAAGUGGGGUCUCUUACACUCAUUUUAUAGAGGAAAUAGAAGCACAGAGAAGUUAACAUUCUCAGUGGCAGUCAGGAAGUAGCAGGAGUCUGGAAUUGAACCACACUGGCUACAGAGCCUAAGCUCUUGACCAACAAAUACAGAAAUAAAUGUGGGAAGGGGAGUCAGAAUUGCAGGACACACCCUGCCUAGCUACGCCUGCCGGGAAGGACUUAUGCUAAAAGAGAACCCUGGCACAAUAAUAAUAGCUAUCUUUUAUUGGGCACUGGCUUUGUGCCAGGUAUCAUGCAAAGGUGCUUAACGUUUCAUCCUCACAAUAAUCCCUUUGAGUGAGGUACUGCGAUUACCCCAUCUCGCUUUACUGGUGAGGAAGCUGACGCACAGUACUUGCCCAAGAAGCUGCGGGGCGGAUGCUGAGUGGCGGCUGCCCACGUGGCGCCGGGAAGAAGAAAAAUGGCGGGGGCGGGGCCGGGGCCGGCUUGGCGGGGGAGGGCCCGAGCAGGGGCGGGGCCACGGACUUGGCGGGGCCUGGGGCUGCGGAGAAGCGCGCCGGCGCUGGCGAGGUUUCGGUGGGGUUGCACCUGUUGCGUGACUCCCCCACAGUCCAGCUACCCGAGUCCGACCCGAAUACCCAGAAAGUGUGGAGAGAAGCCCAGACGAGUUCCGGGUCCCGCUCUCUGGGGAGCACGUGGCCUGCCCGCCUCUGGAGUGCGGGGCUGGGGGUCGGGACGCCGGGGUCUACAAGGCCAGUGCAGCGGCCCACGUCGGCGGGGGUCCGCCUCCCUACAGCCAGCAAUUUUGAAAGACUGCCUUACUUCUCCCAUAUCAGUGCCAGGGCAGGGGCCCUUGGAGCGACUUGCCGGGGUCUGGAUCCCAGCCCUUCUCCCAUCCCUCGCGACCGGGCUUCCCGGCUUUGCAGACCCUGGAGAGCAGACUUCCCGGUACCCCUCAGGGCUUGGGCAGCAUGGCCUCAGGAGCUGUUCAGCCGCUCCCUGGCUGAGAGUGAGCUCCGUAGCGCCCCGUACGAGUUCCCGGAGGAGAGCCCCAUUGAGCAGCUGGAGGAGCGGCGGCAGCGCCUGGAGCGGCAGAUCAGCCAGGAUGUCAAGCUGGAGCCGGACAUCCUGCUUCGGGCCAAGCAAGAUUUCCUGAAGACAGACAGUGACUCGGACCUCCAGCUCUACAAGGAGCAGCGUGAGGGGCAGGGCGACCGGGGCCUGUGGGAGCGAGAUGUGGUGCUGGAGCGGGAAUUUCAGCGGGUCACCAUCUCCGGGGAGGAGAAGUGUGGGGUGCCAUUCACAGACCUGCUGGAUGCAGCCAAGAGUGUGGUGCGGGCACUCUUCAUCCGGGAGAAGUACAUGGCCCUGUCGCUGCAGAGCUUCUGCCCCACCACCCGCCGGUACCUGCAGCAGCUGGCCGAGAAGCCCCUGGAGACACGGACCUAUGAGCAGGGCCCAGACACCCCUGUGUCCGCUGAUGCCCCAGUGCACCCCCCUGCGCUGGAGCAGCACCCGUAUGAGCACUGUGAGCCAAGCACCAUGCCGGGGGACCUGGGCUUGGGUCUGCGCAUGGUGCAGGGUGUGGUUCACGUCUACACCCGCAGGGAACCCGAUGAGCACUGCUCAGAGGUGGAGCUGCCGUACCCCGACCUGCAGGAAUUUGUGGCAGAUGUCAAUGUGCUGAUGGCUCUGAUUAUCAAUGGCCCCAUAAAGUCAUUCUGUUACCGUCGGCUGCAGUACCUGAGCUCCAAGUUCCAGAUGCACGUGCUGCUCAAUGAGAUGAAGGAGCUGGCCGCCCAGAAGAAGGUGCCACACCGAGAUUUCUACAACAUCCGCAAGGUGGACACGCACAUCCAUGCCUCGUCCUGCAUGAACCAGAAGCAUCUGCUGCGCUUCAUCAAACGGGCGAUGAAGCGGCACCUGGAGGAGAUCGUGCACAUGGAGCAGGGUCGUGAGCAGACGCUGCGGGAGGUCUUCGAGAGCAUGAAUCUCACUGCCUACGACCUGAGUGUGGACACGCUCGAUAUGCACGCGGACAGGAACACCUUCCAUCGCUUUGACAAGUUCAAUGCCAAAUAUAACCCUAUUGGGGAGUCUGUCCUCCGAGAGAUCUUCAUCAAGACCGACAACAGGGUUUCUGGGAAGUACUUUGCUCACAUCAUCAAGGAGGUGAUGUCGGACCUGGAGGAGAGCAAAUACCAGAACGCUGAGCUGCGGCUCUCCAUUUACGGACGCUCAAGGGACGAGUGGGACAAGCUGGCGCGCUGGGCCGUCAUGCACCGUGUACACUCUCCCAACGUGCGCUGGCUCGUGCAGGUGCCCCGCCUCUUUGACGUGUACCGUACCAAGGGCCAGCUGGCCAACUUCCAGGAGAUGCUGGAGAACAUCUUCCUGCCAUUGUUUGAGGCCACCAUCCAUCCUGCCAGCCACCCGGAGCUGCACCUCUUCUUGGAGCAUGUGGACGGCUUUGACAGCGUGGAUGAUGAAUCCAAGCCUGAGAACCACAUCUUUAACCUGGAGAGCCCCCUCCCCGAGGCCUGGGUGGAGGAGGACAACCCACCGUAUGCUUACUACUUGUACUACACCUUCGUCAACAUGGCCAUGCUGAACCACCUGCGCAGGCAGAGGGGCUUCCACACGUUUGUGCUGAGGCCGCACUGUGGGGAGGCCGGGCCCAUCCACCAUCUGGUGUCGGCCUUCAUGCUGGCUGAGAACAUCUCGCAUGGGCUGCUUCUGCGCAAGGCCCCGGUCCUGCAGUACCUGUAUUACUUGGCCCAGAUUGGCAUCGCCAUGUCCCCGCUCAGCAACAACAGCCUCUUCCUCAGCUACCACCGGAACCCACUACCUGAGUACCUGUCCCGCGGGCUCAUGGUCUCACUGUCCACCGACGAUCCCCUGCAGUUCCACUUUACCAAGGAGCCACUGAUGGAGGAGUACAGCAUCGCCACCCAGGUGUGGAAGCUCAGCUCCUGCGACAUGUGCGAGCUGGCACGCAACAGUGUGCUCAUGAGUGGCUUCUCCCACAAGGUGAAGAGCCACUGGCUGGGACCCAACUAUACCAAGGAGGGCCCUGAGGGCAAUGACAUCCGCCGCACCAAUGUGCCGGAUAUCCGUGUGGGCUACCGCCAUGAGACCCUGUGCCAGGAGCUGGCGCUCAUCACGCAGGCCGUGCAGAGCGAGAUGCUGGAGACCAUCCCGGAGGAGGCGGGCAUCACCAUGAGCCCGGGGCCUCAGUGAGCCCGGCCCACGCAGUGCCCCCGCGUCUCGACACCUUGACCACGUUCUGUCCUCAGACCCCUCCCGCCCUGUUGUGGUCUCUGCAUGUGUCUGUUCUUCUUUGUUCUGUCCUGCAUGUCUCUACCUGUAUCUGUGCCACCCAGGGAAAAUGGUGCCCAGGAGCCGCUUUACCCUUGUCUUGGCUCAGGUGGCACCUGAUGGCCCAGGUUUGAGGUCUGCCCUGCUGGUGGACCUAUCCCAGGAUCCUCUGAAGGCUGACUGUCCUGCGGGCAUCUGAGUGUCCACAAGAGCCAGGGAUGGUUGUGGGGGUCUGGCCCCUCUGGCCCUUGGGGUCCUGGCUUGGGCAAAUUUGAGCUUUGGCUGGGGCUUGAGUCUGGGCCUCUGUCUUGCUUAUGUGGCUGAGGGGCAGUCAGGUGUGGCCUGUACACGUGUGUUGUGGGCACGGGCUGCCAGGGAUCUGCGGCAGGUAGAAUUGGCUGAGUCACAGCCCUGGCUGCCUGGGCUCGGGCCCCGGAGGUGCUGGACCAGCACCUCUGCCAAGUCACGGCCCAGCAGCUUUCACCGUCCUUCCUUUGGUCCAUGUGCUCCCCUGGUGUCAGCUUCCUGUGCCUCUGUGGGAGGGGGCAGCUGCCCUGUGCUGUGGGAGGGGGCAGCUGCCCUGUGCUGUGUCUGGGGUCAUUGCAGCUGGAGGGUCCUGGAUCUGCCACCAGCCCCGAGGGUAGUAUCCCUACUAUGGUCCCCAGAGUUUUGACCAGACCUGGAUCCCACUUGGUCCCCUGUGUUGUGUUCUGGACCGAGGCCUUUGCUAUGAAGUGCGGUGUUUCAUACAAUCCCAUCUUUCCUAGUGCAUGAGAAAUAAAGAUUAUUUAAGUAAUGAGGCAGGUGGGGUCUCUGUUGGGAGAGGGAGAGCCGUGGUGGACGGUGGCUGAGGUCGGGUCCAGGAGCACUGUGGAUGGAGAUACAGCAAAUUCUGAGGGGAGUGACUGGGCUUGACUGAGUGUGUUUAUGCAUGUGGAAACUGACAAAGGAAGCGGGGUGGGAGGAGAGGCCUACGGGGGACCUGUCUGCUGCCCGUAGGCCCUGGUCCGGCCCGCCCCCUCUGAAAUGGACACUUGGCCCCAGGUCUCGGGCACAUCUCUGUCACAUCAGUUUGGGGAGUAGCAUCCCCUUUCCACCUUCUGCUUCCUCCUCACUUCCAGCCUCUUAGGACACCCUAGUAGAUGAGGGAAUGUGAGAUUACAAGCAAGCCCGAGGCCAGUGGUUCUGAAACUCUGGGGACAUCAGGCCCUUCUGGGGAGCUUGUUUAAAACGCUGUUUCCAGGUCCUACCCUCUGCGAUUCUGAUUCAGUAGGUGGGAGGCGUAGCGCAGAAAUCUGCAAGCUCCCUGCAGAUUCUCUUGCAAAGGGUGGGAGCAAGCGUGUGCCUUCUGAAUCCAGACCUAACCAGCUUGGCUUCAGUCCCAUGUUUAAUGCAUGAUUUUUGGAGCACUUCCUUGGACACAGAGGUUGCUGGACUCUGUUGCCCAUGUAAGGAGGAGAGUAGAAUGUGCCCUGUGCUGUGCAGGGUCUUGGGUUGGCGAUGGAGAAGCUGUUUGCUGCUGCUGCUGCUGAGUGGGGAGAAAGACGGCUGGUCGCUUCAGACACAAUUAGCCGGAGAACAGCGUGAGCCUGCCUAACUGAGGGCCUGGAGAGGGAGCAGGAGGCUGGCUUCCUCCCCACUCUGGGCAGCUCACUCUGCUCCAGCCCUGCCUCUCUUCCUGCAUCUGCAUCUUGCCUAGCGCCUCUGGGCAGAAGCUCCCCUGAUGCCACUGCCUCCUGAGGGCUACUAGCCAGGCUCACUCCUGGCCAAGACCCAGGGUCCUUCUGUCUUCAGAAGCCAUCUCUAGCCAAUUUGUUCUAGCCGUUUACACAACGUAGAGCCGAACGUUAGAGCUGGAUGCUGAGCAAGAGAUUGUACAAGUCUGGCUGGUUUCUGGUUGGGGAAACAGGCCCAGGAGAUGCAACUGGCUGGUGGCGGAAUCUGGGCUGGAACCAGGGGAGCUCGGGGUCCAGGGCUCCCCACCUCACGCUGGGCCUGCAUCUGCCCAAGGGAGGAUGCUUUAACAGGCUGAAGGGAACUUACUUUUCAAGGAGGUGAAUGUAUUUAAUAGUAAAAACAUGUUGUGUCUUCAUCUGUAAGACAAGGAAGGAGGAUUAGAAGAUCUUUCUAGAAGGCAAGAAUUACCUGUCUCAUUUGCUAGCACUUAGGACAGCCAAGACUCCGUAUUUUCUCAUUGAACUUGUCAUAUGAUAGAAUCCUUCAUUCCAUUUUCUUGUCCCUUGUACAUUCUUCUCAGUGUUCUGAGGCCUAGCUGUAAGAAUAUUACCAAUUUAAAAAGUUUCUUAACAACCUCCCCACUAUUUUUUUUAAACAACUUGCUUCUAGAUAUUUUGUCUCUCAGAAAUUUCUCUUUUAAACACUUAUUGAGAGCAAAUAAUUUUAAAACAGACCUUAGUACUUUUUCCUAACUGAAAAGAGUAAUUUUCAUUUAAAAAGUUUGGAAAAUAUAGAAAAAAAUGGGAAGAGGAAAAAAGCCCACUCAUAAUCUACCAGUUUCAACAAAUAUUUGAUCAACUUCUGUCUGAGAUACAUUUAUAUGUUUAAAAUAUAUUUUAUAUAUUUACAUAUUCCUUUCAGUUCUUUUUAAAAAGGCAUUUUAAGUUGAGAUCAUACAUGUAUAAUUUUGUAUUUUAAAAAUAUUUUAAUGUCAUUCCACAUUUCAUUAAUAUUUUUACAUUCUUUAUAAAUUUUAAUCACUGUACACUGCCCCAUGAUGAGCCUCACCAUAAUGGCUCUUCUUUGUUAAGAAUAACUAUGGCCUAAUGUCAUGGCUACCAGUGUCUGCUUUGGCUCCAGACCACUGGGGUUUGAAUUUUGGCUUCACUGCCUACUGGCUGUGUGACCUUGGGCAAGUUACUUCCCCUCUCUGUGCCUCCAGGUCCUCACCAAUUUCAUAGGGAUAAUAAUAGCACUUUCCUCAUGGGUUGAUUUUGGAUUCACUGAGUCUCGAUAUAAAGCACUAAGUGCUCAAUAAAUAUUAAAUAUUAUCUUUACAUAUAGGGCUUUACAGAUUAUUCCUAAUGUAGAUGACCGUGAAUGAAAUGACCACGUCCAAGAUAUCUAUUUUAUUGCUUCUUGAUAGAAUGAAUCAAAGUGUGUCAACUGAAGUUAAAGUCCUUUCCCCGCCUUCUGUCUCACCCACUCCAGUGCAGUCCUUCUACCUCCUUCCCUUUCUUGGAAUUAAUGUCAUGACCCUCCUCGUGGCCUGCUUGGGAGGUGUGUGUGGAAGUCUUUGUGAAGAAGCUGCAUCUUCCCUCCUCUCCCUCCUUCCUCGAUGGUCGGGAUCCAGGGCUUCUGCCUCUUGCGUGGAGAAGGGAGUGGAGUGGAUGGCAGAGAGAAUUCAAAAAACUGGUCUCUGCUCGGAAGGGCCCCAGACAGAGUGCAAGAAAACAGGCAAAUCAACUUGUCUCGGCCAGUCUGCUUUGAAUGGGCCCGGCCCUGAGUGACGUCUAUACUGGGGGACUGUCCCUCGUGAGUCACAAAACGCUGUGGCUGGGCGGGCUGUGCCAGGCCACAUCACACCCUGCCCUGCCCUGCUUCACCUCCUGGUGCCCCAUCCUGGGGGACUUGAGGGGAGCAGGGGGGGCAAUUGGCUGUGCCCCCAGAUGGAAGGGGCUGGUAAGGCUUGGUUAGGAUGACAGUGAUCCUGAUUUCCAAACCUUACAUGAGAACAUUCGCCCCAUCAAAGCAUUGCCUCAUUCGUAAAUGUAUGUAUAUGGAA
This is a messenger RNA of Physeter macrocephalus (sperm whale), 9974 nucleotides long. It is a transcript of the gene AMPD2, whose product is annotated as adenosine monophosphate deaminase 2. The record is from RefSeq and is a predicted model, not a curated record. Gene Ontology annotation, molecular function: AMP deaminase activity. The coding region runs from base 3332 to 6154 and encodes 940 amino acids. Gene Ontology annotation, biological process: IMP salvage; AMP metabolic process. Gene Ontology annotation, cellular component: cytosol. Lineage: Eukaryota; Metazoa; Chordata; Mammalia; Artiodactyla; Physeteridae. The transcript is spliced from 17 exons.